Molecule: messenger RNA, 1565 nt
Organism: Malurus melanocephalus (red-backed fairy wren)
Lineage: Eukaryota; Metazoa; Chordata; Aves; Passeriformes; Maluridae
Gene: OTOL1
Product: otolin 1
Exons: 3
Molecular function (GO): protein binding
Source: RefSeq, a predicted model, not a curated record
GUGAUUUUGUGGAUUUUGCAGGUGCCAAGGGGGAGAAGGGAGAAGCUGGGCCACCAGGGCUGCCGGGRACUCCUGCUCCUCAAGGUCCAAAAGGCUCUAAAGGAGAAAGAGGAGGAAAAGGGGAGCCAGGGGAGAGAGGAGCGAGCGGGAGCCCCGGUUAUCCCGGCAAACCCGGGCUGCCAGGUGACACUGGAGCCAAAGGCAAUAAAGGCAACUACGGCUUCCCUGGGCUGAAGGGACAAAAGGGAGCGAAAGGGGACACGUGUGACAACGGGACCAAGGGAGACAAAGGGGACAGGGGGGACCCCGGAGAGCCGGGAGCGGGGGGAGAGCAGGGGGACAAGGGGGAGAAGGGGGACACGGGGGACAAGGGGUACUGCGGGGAGCCGGGGGGGAGAGGGGCCAAGGGCGAGCGGGGGGAAGGGGGCACCAAGGGGGAAAAGGGCAGCAAGGGGGACACGGGCACCGAGGGCGCUCGGGGCACAGCGGGCAAGCAGGGUGACAAGGGCGAGCAGGGCCGCAAGGGCAGCAAGGGCGAGCCCGGCCCCACAGGCACAGCCGGCCCCAAGGGCGAUCCCGGCCCCAAGGGYGGCCGAGGGGCUCCGGGCAGGAAGGGCUCCCGCGGCCCCAAAGGCUCCUCAGCGCCCGUCCCCCGAGCCCCACGCUCGGCUUUCAGCGCCGGUCUGACACGGCCCUUCCCUCCGCCACACGUGCCCAUCCGCUUCGACCGCGUGUGGUUCAACGAGAGCGCCGACUACGACCCCAACACCGGCAAAUUCCGCUGUGGCGUGCCCGGCGCUUAUGUCUUCUCGUACCACGUCACCGUCCGCGGCCGUCCUGCCCGCCUCAGCCUGGUGGCCAGUGGCCGGAGGGUGGCCAAGGCCAGGGACACGCUCUACGGGCAGGACAUCGACCAGGCCUCCUUCCUGACCAUCCUGCGCCUCAGGGCGGGCGACCAGGUGUGGCUGGAGGUGGCCAAGGACUGGAACGGGCUCUACGCCGGUGCUGAGGACGACAGCGUCUUCACGGGCUUCCUGCUGUACCCCGACGGCGUCGAGGUGCUGCUGUAGGGUCUGAGGGGACGCUGAGGGAUGGCCUUYCCUCCGCCUGGGAGAGGAGAAAUGGGCAGAACGUUGGUUUAGGUGUCAUUUUCUUGAUGUUUUAAUGAAAAUUUGUUUGUUUGAAGGAUUCACGCAUCCAUUUUUCAUCCAUUCAUCCAUUUUCCCGACAGCAGCAGGACCCACACGAGGAGGGGUCCCAUCCCAGCUCAUAAUUAUUCAUAGCAUCUUCAAACCACAUAAUGAGACUCCUUCCCAGCUCCUGCAAUCCUUGCAUGGUCCAAACUCCUUCUAGAAUCAGUUUGAUCACCGCUGAUUGUGAUCAAAGUGCCAGGGUUUGAUUUGAAGGGCUCAGCCAGAUGGGAACGUGAGCAGUAGAUUCCUUGAAAUCCCCCUGGAAAGAUCUGAAGCUUUUUUCUUGUUGAAUCAGUGUUAUUUAGUCCUUUAGCCUUUGGUCAAGGGUUAAUAUAAAAAUUUGUCUAAAAGAGUAUUAGAUCCAUGUAAACA